This is a messenger RNA of Aethina tumida (small hive beetle), 2288 nucleotides long. RefSeq names its product ATP-dependent Clp protease ATP-binding subunit clpX-like, mitochondrial (gene ClpX). The record is from RefSeq and is a predicted model, not a curated record. NCBI's taxonomy places the organism in Eukaryota, Metazoa, Arthropoda, Insecta, Coleoptera, Nitidulidae. Gene Ontology annotation, cellular component: mitochondrial matrix. The coding region runs from base 317 to 2152 and encodes 611 amino acids. Gene Ontology annotation, molecular function: ATP hydrolysis activity; zinc ion binding; ATP binding. Gene Ontology annotation, biological process: proteolysis; protein catabolic process. The transcript is spliced from 9 exons.
CAGUUGUUAUGGCUGACUAGCCGAUAAAUCAUUUUGUUUCAAAAUUCUAGUAGUACAAUUACAAAUUAACAUUUCGCUACUUUUAACACCUAAGUGCAUCGUCCGCCGCAAAAUAUUUACAACGAAACUGUUAAUUAACCAAACGAUAUUUGUUUUUAUUGCGUCAUGACACACGGGCCUUGACUGGACAUCAAGGUUUAACCAAGUGGAUUGUUGCGCCAAAGAAUUGGAUCUUUUUAAACGUUGGAAGAACAGUGUUAUUGAAGGUGAAUGGUAUACACGCGCCUCGAACUCAAGACAGUAACAAAUUAAUAUAAUGACAAGUGUAAGGUGUACUCUGAUCUCCGCGGGGAAAUAUGCCCUCGCUGCCCGAACUCCAAAAUACCAGCUCGGUAUGCUCUCGGCCCUGUAUGUCCCUCAUCACCACCACCAAUCUUCGCAUCACAAAUGUCUGUCCACCUCGGUGACUCUGUCGAAAACGGCGGGAUCGACGGAACCACCAACGAAUACGGGCGGCACCACGCCACCGCCCUCCAAAACCACCGGCGGCACAACCACGAGUGAUGGAGGCGGCGGCAAGAGCAAGAACACGCUCUCGUGUCCAAAAUGCGGCGACCCCUGCACCCACGUCGAAACGUUCGUCAGUUCGACUCGUUUCGUUAAGUGCGAGAAGUGUCACCACUUUUUCGUAGUGUUGAGCGAGGUCGACAGCAAGAAGAAGGAAGGUGUGGAUGCGAAAACGGGACAAUUCAGGAAGCCGCCUCCACCUCCCAAGAAGAUUUACGACUAUUUGAACAAGCACGUCGUCGGUCAAGAUUUUGCCAAGAAGGUAUUAUCAGUAGCUGUAUAUAAUCAUUAUAAAAGAAUAUAUAACAAUAAUCCCGGUAGUACAAACACUAGGCAAGAUAUGGCGGUCAUGGAACAAGGUCCCCAUCAAAACUUUUCACAUAGAGAUCUUCUCCAUAUAACAGGCAUGGGCCACGGAUCAAUGGGUGUUAAUUUCGGUUCAGCAAGCGAAUCAACGAUGACAAGCGCUAGUAGAAGUGCAGCCGGCUCAGAAAUCUUAGAUAAAACGUCAUAUGAACUAAAAUUAGAAAAAAGUAAUAUUUUACUAUUAGGACCAACCGGUUCAGGUAAAACCUUAUUAGCCCAGACAAUAGCUCAAUGUUUAGAUGUGCCUUUCGCGAUCUGUGAUUGUACGACGCUCACCCAAGCUGGCUACGUUGGCGAAGACAUCGAAAGCGUAAUAGGCAAGUUGCUCCAGGAUGCCGGGUAUAGCGUGGACCGGGCACAAAUCGGCAUCGUGUUUUUGGACGAAGUGGACAAAAUUGGUGCCGUGCCCGGCAUUCACCAAUUAAGAGACGUAGGCGGCGAAGGUGUACAACAAGGUAUGCUAAAGAUGUUGGAAGGUACAGUGGUAAAUGUUCCUGAAAGAAACUCACCGAGGAAAUUACGAGGUGAAACGAUCCAGGUCGACACCACCAAUAUACUGUUCGUCGCCAGCGGUGCUUACAACGGUCUAGAAAGGCUUAUUCAGCGUAGGAAUAACGAAAAUUAUUUAGGUUUUGGGGCGCCUUCAUCGGCGGGUCAAGGUAGAAGGGCUGUGGCGCAGGAAGCAACGUUACACCAGUCGUCACAAACAGCCCAAGAAGAAAACAUGGAGAAAGAUUCUGCUUUAAAACAAGUGCAAGCUAGGGAUCUCAUUGAUUUUGGAAUGAUUCCAGAAUUUGUGGGUAGAUUCCCCGUCCUCGUUCCGUUCCACAGUCUCGAUCAAAAGAUGCUCGUCAGAAUUCUAACUGAACCUAAAAACGCCUUAAUUCCGCAGUAUCAAAGACUUUUGGCUAUGGAUCAGUGUGAACUAACAUUCACACCUGAAGCUCUGAACGCCAUCGCUACUUUAGCCAUGGAAAGAAAAACUGGUGCAAGAGGUCUAAGAGCCAUAAUGGAAUCCUUAUUAUUGGAACCUAUGUUUGAAGUCCCUGGAUCAGGAAUAGCAAACGUUCAUGUCACCGAAGAAUAUGUGAGAGGCGAAGCCGGUCCGAUUUAUUCAGACAAGAGCUCCGACGCGCAAUCGGGAGCAGAACGAUCUGAGGAAGAUGACUUAAAUACAUCCAUUAGGAACCUGUUUCCUAGUCUCCAACUCAGAAACUAAAAGAAGUGCAGACCAAGUUGAUAAAUACAAUUUUAUGUUUAAUUUCCAAUGUUUUAUAUGAAUUAUACAUAAGGUGUAACAAACAAAUACAAAUGUAAUUGUACAAAAAUGUGAAUAUAGUAUUAAUUUUAUAAUA